This is a messenger RNA of Fusarium subglutinans, 1773 nucleotides long. RefSeq names its product mitochondrial metal transporter 2. Gene Ontology annotation, molecular function: monoatomic cation transmembrane transporter activity. Lineage: Eukaryota; Fungi; Ascomycota; Sordariomycetes; Hypocreales; Nectriaceae. The transcript has 2 exons. The record is from RefSeq and is a predicted model, not a curated record. Gene Ontology annotation, cellular component: membrane. Gene Ontology annotation, biological process: monoatomic cation transport; transmembrane transport. The coding region runs from base 1 to 1773 and encodes 590 amino acids.
AUGAGUCUCCCGCAGGCCGGCCGUCCCACGGGCACAGGCACAGGCGCAGGCGCUGCAGUGACGUCGCCAAUAGCUGGACCCGGAGCCACGCACAGUCACAACCAGAGGAGUCGUGGCUUUGCCUCAUGGGGACAUGGACACGGACAUGGACAUAUCAAUGUGCACCCUAAUGUCCAUAUUUCACAACAGAACAAAUACCGAGGCCAGAUGUCCCUUUUGAGAUCAAAUAUAGCAACUCCCCACGUCGCUUGUCUACGUCUUCGCCUACGCGCCCUACAAAAAGCUUCCAUCGUCGCCGCCCUAUCGACGUGCGCCUACCUCUCAGCCUCGUCUAAACUCUCAUCCUACCACGUAUCAAAUACUGCUUCCGUCACUCGCCCUUCGACUAAUUCGCUACCACACCUCGCUCCCUUUCGCAACAAACUUCGAUCGCCACACUCGCUCGUGAAAACUCCAAUGUCGCAGAUACGACCGCAUACUGGCCAAGGCCAAGGUCAAGGCCACGACCACAAAGAUGGUCAGAAUCACAGCCACGGUCAUGACCACAGUCAUAGCCAUGGCAUAUUGGGCCACCAUCACCAUCACGACAACGCGUACCUAACUUCAGGCAACAAAGACGACCCCGGUGUCCGAAUCACCCGGAUUGGCCUGGUCUCUAACCUGGGCAUGGCAAUCGCUAAAUUCGCAGGUGGAUGGGCUUUCAACUCCAAAGCAAUGACCGCCGACGCAUGGCAUAGCAUCACAGAUCUCGCAUCCGAUAUCUUGACACUCGCGACAGUCACAUGGAGUCUCAAACCACCGACAGACAAAUUCCCCAUGGGCUUUGGCAAGGUAGAGAGUCUGGGAUCACUCGGUGUCUCGAGCAUGCUCUUGGCCGGAGGUCUUUACAUGGGUUGGGACAGCGGUAUCAGUCUUUAUGGGCACUUUUACCCUGAAGCGGCACAUGGAAUUCUGGAGCACGUCGGACACGGUCAUAGCCAUUCUCAUGGAGCUGCAGCUCUUGGGAUCCCGAGUAUGCAUGCCGCUUGGCUUGCAGCAGGGACCAUUCUGAUUAAGGAAUGGCUUUACCAUGCGACAAUGAAGGUUGCCCGGGAACGUAAAUCGUCGGUUCUCGCGUCGAACGCCAUUCACCACCGAGUCGACAGUUUAACGGGGUUCGUCACUUUGGCAGCCAUCAUAGGAGCUAAUGCAAUGGAGAAUGCGGCGUGGCUGGAUCCCGUCGGCGGUCUUCUCAUCUCCAUCAUGGUUAUCCAGGCUGGUGCCGGAAACACAGUUGCUGCUUUUCGCGAACUGGCAGACCAGGGCAUUGAUGAUGAGAUCAAGUCUUCAGUAACAAAACAGGCUAAUAAAGCAUUGAAGAACGUGGUUGAAGGACAUCAAGUUGCUCUACGCGAAGUGAGCGGUAUCAAAUCAGGCCAGAAUUAUCUUGUGGACCUCGAGAUGACCGUACCUGGUGCAUGGUCUGUUGACACAACGCAGCAAGUCGAAGACGCUGUGCGGACCCAAGUCGGAGGGAGAGUACGCGGUGUCAGAAGAGUUCGCAUCCGAUUCUCACCCAAGGAGGCUACCACCAAGGCAAGGUUUGAUGACUUUAUCCCUGGGACUGUGGUUCUGCCACCAGAGACCGAGGAGGAUGCGUCUGAGGCAGAGGGUGAGUCGAACCACAAUCAUGAGCAUCAUGAGCACCACGAUCACAGGAGUAGUGGUCAUGUUCACGAACCCAAUGGCUCCCAUGAACAAGGCGAUGGUCUCAGGAACAGAAAUAAGCAAUAG